AUGGGCGGGGUCACGUCGUCCAUUGCAGCGAAGUUCGCCUUCUUCCCGCCGCAGCCGCCGUCUUACACCGUCGUCGAGGAGGACGACGGCGGCGGCGGGGGCGGCGGGGCGAGGGGAGCAGCGGCGGAAGCUGCGAUACCGGAGUGUGCCGACGGGGACGCCGCCGCCCCCAUCGACGUGAUGAAGCUGAGGACGCGGCGGGGGAACGAGAUCGUGGCCGUGCACGUGGCACACCCCAAGGCGUCCGCCACCAUGCUGUACUCCCAUGGGAAUGCCGCGGAUUUGGGGCAAAUGAUGGAGCUUUUCGUCGAAUUGAGCAAGCGCUUGAGGGUCAAUAUCAUGGGGUAUGAUUAUUCUGGUUAUGGGCAAUCUACUGGAAAGCCAACUGAAUAUAACACAUAUGCCGACAUCGAUGCGGCAUAUAAGUGCCUUAAGGAACAGUAUGGAGUUCAAGAUGAACAGUUAAUAUUAUAUGGCCAGUCAGUUGGCAGUGGACCUACUGUCGACCUCGCAUCACGUGUUCCAAAUUUGAGGGGUGUUGUAUUACAUAGUCCUAUUCUUUCAGGACUCAGAGUAUUGUACCCGGUCAAGAGGACGUACUGGUUUGAUAUCUACAAGAAUCUUGACAAAAUAGGACUGGUGAAUUGUCCGGUUUUUGUAAUUCAUGGAACUGCAGAUGAAGUAGUUGACUGUUCACAUGGGAGACAGCUAGCGGAGCUUUGCAAGACUAAGUAUGAACCACUGUGGAUAAAUGGGGGUGGACAUUGCAAUCUCGAGCUUUACACAGAAUACAUUAAGCAUCUAAGAAAGUUUGUACUGAGCUUGAACAAAGCAAAAGUCACAACAAACAAUACAAGGGAGAACAAUGGAGACUCUGAAGCCGAAAAGAAACCACCAGAUACUGGAGCUUCAGAUACUUUUGAGUUGGCUCCAGAUCUUCCUGAAGUUUCCAGGAACAGCUUAGAUAGUCGGCUGGAGAAGUCUAAGAAGUCAGUAAAGCCUGAACAAUCUCGCAUGAGCACUGAUCGUCUUGAAUGGUUUAGGAGGAAAAGGGGCUUAAUUUGGUGA
Molecule: messenger RNA, 1068 nt
Organism: Eucalyptus grandis
Lineage: Eukaryota; Viridiplantae; Streptophyta; Magnoliopsida; Myrtales; Myrtaceae
Product: alpha/beta hydrolase domain-containing protein 17B
Source: RefSeq, a predicted model, not a curated record